AUGGCCACCAGUUUGGACGAUUCGGUGAUCGAUCAUGAUGAGAUCGAGGAUUAUUGGAAGGAAGAGAUCGAAGAUAACAAUUGCCUUCUAUGCGGACCUAGUAGUACCAAGUACUUCCUGACCGGUAUCACUACGAUUGAAUACGCGAAAGUUUUUCAUCCUUACGUGAUUCCAAAAGACCCCAACGUGGCCCGAAUCGGCGGGAAAGCAGGCAAUCUCCAGUAUGAUGAUACCUUCGUUCAAUUCCAUGCAGCAAACAUCGAAACACAAGCGAGUGAAUUUCAAGACGAAAAUAUCGGAUUCAUUGUCCACGCCCACUGCUGGGCUCUUUUCAACCACAUCAUGCCCACGGCAUUGGUUGAAAAGAAGCUGGAGAAAUUUAUUCGUGCCGGCCGAAAAUACUGGCGGAACAAUAGGUUAUGGGGAAUUCAGGAUUGGGAGCAAAAACAAUGGAAGUCCGGGCAUGGCCGUACUUAUAAGGGGUUCGAGUUCGGCUGUGAUAUCUACAAGAAUCCUCUCAUAGUACCCGAGGUUCAAAAAGUAGUUGACAACGCAAGGAAGACCAAGAAGGAAUACAUUGCCCCUCGUUGCAGUCACGUACCAUUGGAAGUUGCGACUAUGAUCGCCGAGUGGACUUGCCCUAUUGACUACACACCGGCUGAUGUGAAGAAUACACGAAAUAUGCUUUCGGCAUGGCAGUGGACAUUACCGGAUUGCUUUUGGAAGGUGCGACUGAAAGAGGAGUUAUUCGUUGAACUGACCUCACUGAGGGAGUCGAAUUAUUCAAUCGAUUGGCAGGCCUUACGGCUUGAUUUGAUGGCUCUUGUUUCUGAUCGGGAAUGGUACGUCUCUAGCGGCUUGCCGAAUCGUGAGCGAGUGAUUGGAUUUAUGACUGCUAUCAAGUCUAAUUUCCUGAAAAUAGCCUGA
Molecule: messenger RNA, 927 nt
Organism: Penicillium mononematosum
Lineage: Eukaryota; Fungi; Ascomycota; Eurotiomycetes; Eurotiales; Aspergillaceae
Exons: 2
Coding region: 1-927 (308 amino acids)
Source: RefSeq, a predicted model, not a curated record